Messenger RNA from Colius striatus (speckled mousebird), 692 nucleotides. It is a transcript of the gene IL17B, whose product is annotated as interleukin 17B. Gene Ontology annotation, biological process: inflammatory response. Gene Ontology annotation, cellular component: extracellular region. The transcript is spliced from 2 exons. Gene Ontology annotation, molecular function: cytokine activity. The record is from RefSeq and is a predicted model, not a curated record. The coding region runs from base 1 to 516 and encodes 171 amino acids. Lineage: Eukaryota; Metazoa; Chordata; Aves; Coliiformes; Coliidae.
AUGGUCCUGGUCCCUGAAGCGAAGGACCAAAGCAAGGCAGCGAAGGGCAGGAGAAAGGGCCUGGCACGGCCCCCCACAGCCCCUCCUGCCCUCUCCUGGGCCCCAGACGACCCCUAUACCCCCAUGGCAGACUACGAGCGCAGCAUCCAGGACAUGGUGCGCCAGCUGAGGAACAGCUCUGAGCCGGGUGACACCAAGUGCCAGGUCAACUUGAGGCUCUGGAGGUCCAACCAGAGGAGCCUGUCCCCUUGGGCCUACAGCAUAAACCACGACGCCACACGGAUCCCGGCAGACAUCCCCGAGGCUCGCUGCCUCUGCACCGGCUGCAUCAACCCCUUCACGCUGCAGGAGGACCGCACCAUGGCCAGCAUCCCCAUCUACAGCCGCCUGCCCGUCCGCCGCCUGCUCUGCCAGCUGCCAGGAGAGCUGGGCCACAAGGCCUCUGGGAAGAAGUGUCACAAGAAGUACCAGAUGGUCAUGGAGACCAUCGCUGUGGGCUGCACCUGCAUCUUCUGACGUUGCAAAGCUAACCCGUGGGCACCUAACCAGCUUGCUCUCGCUUCCCGAGCUUGCCCGGCCCUCUGGGAGAAGGUGACCCGGCUGAGCAUCAGGGUGAGGAGAGCUCUCACAGCUCCCUAAAAUUCCCACAAGCCUCAGCCCAAGCAGUCACUUUUGGGACACCCAGUGUGGGG